CGUGUUUCUGGUGAGCCAAAACAUACAUGUUAAUAUGAACCAAAUCUUGUCCAUCCCGACUUCAAUCAUGGAGCAAGAAUUAGGCCAUCAUGUUGCACAAAUGAUUCCCAACAAUUAUCAGCCCCGCAGUUUGGAUAUCCCACCAUUUAUUGUUGAGCUAGCCCUCCCAAGUUGGGUGGCUCAACAAUGGAGAAAUGGGAAAAGCAAAGUGGACUCCUCCAACUUUGGAUAUGCUGACAUGUUAGUCCCUGAUAGGAUAGUGUUACACUAUUCUUCAACCAUGGCAGAUGAAAAAGAUGGUUCAACCAUGAUUAAGUUGAACACCUCUAAUUACUCUUUGUGGAAGACUCUGAUGGAGGACAAGUUGUUUUGUAAACACCUCUAUGAUCCAAUUGAGCACAAAGGCAUCAAACCUGCAGAAAUGAAUGAUGCUGAUUGGAAAAAGAUUGAUCGCAAAGCUUAUGCCGUAAUCUGUAAAUGGGUUGACAUGAGUGUGAUUCAUCAUGUGGGUCAAGAGAAGGAGUCCUAUAAGUUGUGGACUAAGCUUGAAGAGCUGUUUGAAAGAAAGAAUGCCUUGAAGAAAGCUUCCCUCAUUAGAAAACUAGUCAAUCUCAAGUACAAGGAGGGCAAGAAUGUGUCUGAGCACUUAAAUAAUUUUCAAGAAAUUUUGAAUGAACUAGUUACAGUGAAGUUGGCCAUUGAUGAUGAGGUACAAGCAUUGAUUUUAUUGAGCUCUCUUCCGGAUAGUUGGGAGACUUUGGUGGUAACUUUAAGCAACUCAACAAGAGAUGGGGAGAUGACUCUGCAAUUGGUCAAGGACAGCAUAUUGAGUGAGGAAUCCAGAAGAAAAGAGCAAGGAAUUAUGAGUUCUGAGUCUGAAGCACUGGUUACUGAGUAUAGAGGGAGGAGUAAGCAAAGGUAUAUUCGAAGAGACAAUGACAGACAGUCUCAAGAGAGGGAUUGUUGGCACAACAAAGAUAAAUAUGUUAAGAAGAGGGCUGAUACUCAUGAAGAGAAGGAAGCCAAGGAAAACAUUACUGCAAUUACUUCUAAUGGUGAGGUAUACUUGCUGUGUGAGAAUAAUAGCAUUGAUGUUGCUCAUCAUGAUUCUACAUGGGUUGUUGAUACUGUUGCUUCUUAUCAUGUCACACCAAAUAGAGACUGGUUUAGCUCAUAUAAAGAAGGUGAUUUUGGGUCUUUGAAGAUGGGAAACAGAUCCGAAGCCAAGAUUGUGGGUGUUGGUGAUGUUUGGCUUGAAACAAACAUCGGAUCCAAGCUGCACUUGAAAAAUGUGAGACAUGUUCCUGAAAUACGUCUCAAUUUGAUGUCUACGGGUAUGCUAGAUGAUGAUGGCUACCUUAAUUAUUUCGAAGCUGAUGCUACUGAGUUAUGGCACAAGAGACUUGGGCACUUGAGUGAGAAGGGACUUCAAAUCCUUAGCAAAAAGGAACUCCUACCCGACUUUACACGUAAUCUUUCUAAAACCUAUGCUGAUUGUUUAGAUGGCAAGCAUCAUAGAGUUUCUUUUCACACUUUACCUCUGUCUAGAAGAAAAUACGCACUUGAUUUGGUUCAUACUGAUGUUUGCUUCAUGAAAGAUAAAAGUCUAGGUGGUGCUACAUAUUUUGUGACUUUUGUGGAUGAUUUUUCUAGAAAAUUGUGGGCUUAUCCCUUGUUUAGUAAAGAUCAAGUGCUAGAGAAAUUUAAAGAAUUUCAGGCAAUGACAGAAAGAGAAACUGGGAGGAAAUUAAAGUGCAUCAGGUCUGAUAAUGGUGGUGAAUACAGUGGACAGUUUGAGCGCUACUGUAGAGAACAAGGAAUUAAGCUCGAGAAGACCACUCUUAGAACUCCACAGCAUAAUGGAGUUGCUGAAAGGAUAAACAGAACAAUAUGUGACAGAAUUGUCUGUAUGCUCUCUCAUGCUAAAUUGCCAAAGCCUUUUUGGGGGGAGGCUUUGAAGACUGCAGUGUACUUGAUAAAUCGAUCCCCUUCUGUUGUUCUAAAUGGUGAUGUUCCGGAGAAGAUUUGGUCAGGCAAAGAAGUAUCCUACAAGCACUUGAGGGUAUUUGGCUGCAGGGCAUAUGUGCAUGUUCCAAAAGAGGAGAGAGCAAAGCUUGAUGAAAAGACAAACAAUGUGUAUUCUUGGGAUAUGAAUGAGACGGUUGAAGACUCAAAGAAGCAAGAUGACAGCGAGCACACUCAAGAAAUACCAAACACUGAUUAUUGUACUCCAACACCUAAACCGAGUGUUAUGAAUGAUGAUGACAGUGAAGUAGAUGAGCAGCAAGUUCAAGGGCCUGUUGUUGAACAUUUUGUUGAAGAAGAAACAAACCAAGAAGAGCAAGUGCAACCACCACAGCAACCUCAAGUUAAGAGGUCCACUAGACUUCAUCAACCAUCUCAGAAGUACUCCACUAAUGAGUAUGUGCUCCUGACUGACGGGGGAGAGCCAGAAACUUAUUAUGAAGCUAUGGAGAGUGAAAACAAGAAGGAAUGGUUGAUGGCAAUGCAAGAAGAAAUGAGUUCUUUGCAAGAGAAUGGGACUUAUGAGCUGGUAGAGCUUCCAAAGGACAAAAAGGCUCUUAACAACAAGUGGGUUUUCAGAGUAAAGUCUGAAGUGAACAAUCCCAAUCCAAGGUUCAAAGCUAGAUUAGUGGUGAAGGGCUUUAGACAACAAAAGGGCAUUGAUUAUGAUGAGAUUUUCUCACCAGUAGUAAAAAUGCCAUCUAUUCGAGCUAUUUUGGCUUUGGCAGCUAGCUUGAAUUUAGAAAUUGAACAGCUGGAUGUUAAGACAGCUUUUCUCCAUGGUGAUCUUGAGGAGGAGAUUUAUAUGAAGCAACCAGAGGGCUUUGAGGUGCAAGGCAAGAAGAAUCUGGUCUGUAAAUUGAAGAAAAGUUUGUAUGGUCUCAAACAAGCUCCGAGGCAAUGGUACCAUGGUGAUUUCUUGAUACUUUUGCUUUAUGUGGAUGACAUGUUGAUUGUUGGUCAUGACACAAAGAAAAUUGCAACCUUGAAGACUUACUUGAGUAAGUCCUUUUCUAUGAAGGAUUUGGGUCCAGCAAAGCAAAUUCUUGGAAUGAAAAUUUUCCGAGAUAGAAAGAACAAGAAGCUGUGGUUGUCACAAGAAAGAUAUAUUGAAAAGGUGCUUGACAAGUUCAACAUGAGUAAAGCAAAACCUGUGGGCACUCCACUUGCUGGCCAUUUUAAACUUAGCACAGAGCAGUGUCCAACAAGCAAGGAGGAAGCAGAAUACAUGAAGAAUGUGCCCUAUGCUUCUACAGUUGGUAGUCUAAUGUAUGCUAUGGUAUGCACAAGGCCAGAUAUAGCUCACGCAGUGAGGGUAGUGAGCAAAUUUUUAUCCAAUCCUGGCAAGCAACAUUGGGCAGCAUCCACCUUGGAGCAUGAGCCAUACGAAGCCACAAAUCUUGAAUGGCACAAUUUUGUUCCAUAUUCUGUCUACCUCAAGAUGAAUGGUGCUAUCCUGGCAGGAGGACAGUAGAUGAUAGCCUGAUUUAGAUAAAUAUUGCCCUCCUUUGUAUGCGUCUAUAUCCAGUGAUCUUUUCCGCCCUGAAGCAUUGUGACCUUCUGCAAUAUUUGGAAAAGUUGGUCUCAUGCCUUGCAUUCCCAAUCGUAAAACUUGUGUCUCCAUGGGAUGUUCCAACACCAGUGACCACCUUGCCAGCUUCCCAUUUGACUAACCUUAUUAUCUGUACUUGUAGAUAACAAAUAAAGCCCUAAGAAUUUG
Messenger RNA from Rubroshorea leprosula, 3745 nucleotides. Lineage: Eukaryota; Viridiplantae; Streptophyta; Magnoliopsida; Malvales; Dipterocarpaceae. The record is from the annotation of a GenBank genome assembly.